This is a messenger RNA of Drosophila albomicans, 1288 nucleotides long. RefSeq names its product pickpocket protein 19-like. The record is from RefSeq and is a predicted model, not a curated record. NCBI's taxonomy places the organism in Eukaryota, Metazoa, Arthropoda, Insecta, Diptera, Drosophilidae. Gene Ontology annotation, molecular function: ligand-gated sodium channel activity. Gene Ontology annotation, biological process: sodium ion transmembrane transport. Gene Ontology annotation, cellular component: membrane. Bases 1 to 834 code for a protein of 277 amino acids. The transcript has 2 exons.
AUGCAGAGCAAUCAAUUAAGAAAAGUUGUACGUAAUCGUGGUGAGAUCCUCGCUUGGCAGGCACAGCCUAUAAACCAUGACACCGACUGGAUGCAGUUCAUCAGACGCUAUACCGUUGGAAAUCAUAUCCACGGCUUCUAUCAACUCUUCUGGCCCACGAUGCGUAAUCGCAUGCGAUUACUCUGGGCGCUAGCUUUGCUCUCUGCCUUCGCAGUGCUUUUUUAUGUAAGCUACUUGCUCGGAGCCCGAUACGGACGAAGGCUUAUUCACACGAUAGUCGAUGAUUCGCAUUGGCCCAUUCACAAUAUUGCCUUUCCGGUGAUUACUGUUUGCAAUAAGAACCGAUUGAACUGGUCGCGUCUGUCUGAGAUAAUGCAACGAUACAAUAUUAAUAAUAAUCAGCAGCCACUUCUAGAGAAAGUACUCACUGCCUACGAUGCUCUCAGCUUUGGUCGCUUCGAUGUUUUCGAUCCUCUUAAGGAUGAGGAUCUAAAUCCUUUAAACCAUCUCAAUUUUACUCAAAUUGCAACUGAGAUGGCUUGGCGUUGUGAUGAACUGCUCACAGGUUGUAAAUGGCAAACUGUGCCUGUUGAUUGUUGUGAAUUCUUUCGUCCUCGACGGUUGCCGCUUGGUUCAUGUCUGGCUUUCAAUGAGGUUGAGAAGCGUGCUAGCGUGGAAAUGAGCCGAGGUACUGGCUUAACAAUCCGGCUUCAGCUGAAUGGUGCAAAACAUGCGCCUGGCAAUCGAGAGACGAAAGGUUUUGUGGUAUGUCAAAAAGAAUCUGUCAGUAGAGAACUUACUUACUCUAUACAAUUAAUUAGCUCAGCAUUCUGAAGCCAAGUGCAUGGUAUGAUGAACCCAUUGACUUCUUUCCCGACUUGGAUGCCAGCAUUAGCAUUAGAGCGAUUCGUCACUACCACGAUAAGAACACCUUUUCAUUACCCAUCCAACAAAGAAAGUGCUUGCGGGAUUAUGAAAACGUUGAUGCGGAUAUACAGACCUUGCAGGGUAUCCGGUAUUGGAAGGAGAAUUGUUUUGCUGAAUGUCAACAGACUUACAUGAUUCGCUAUUGCAACUGUACUUUGGAUCUGUUUUAUCCGCCAUCAUAUCAUAUGCCGUGUCAACUGAAGGAUUUGCCAUGCCUGGCGGCUCACAACCAUUUGAUGCAGAACUACGAACAACCCGGUGAACAUCCCUUUGUAGCUCAGCAGCAUCCAGGACUCACAUGUGAUUGUCUGCCCAACUGCGAUUCGAUGAACUUGAUUAAUGAUGUUCGCAAGCUGCUGAU